Messenger RNA from Candida albicans SC5314, 1668 nucleotides. Its product is annotated as ATP-dependent RNA helicase. Gene Ontology annotation, biological process: maturation of LSU-rRNA from tricistronic rRNA transcript (SSU-rRNA, 5.8S rRNA, LSU-rRNA). The coding region runs from base 1 to 1668 and encodes 555 amino acids. The record is from RefSeq and is a predicted model, not a curated record. Gene Ontology annotation, molecular function: nucleic acid binding; ATP binding. Lineage: Eukaryota; Fungi; Ascomycota; Pichiomycetes; Serinales; Debaryomycetaceae. Gene Ontology annotation, cellular component: nucleolus. The transcript has a single exon.
AUGUUCAAAUUACUAAUACCGAAUAAGUAUAAUUACGUGAUACGACCAUUGGUACGGUUUAAAUCUAUAAAAUCACCAAAAUCACCAAAACCAAAACCAACUGCAAAACUCAGUCCAAAUGUGUUUUCUCUGGGUAAAUUUUCUCAACUACAUAAUGACACCAGCACUACUAAUAUUGAAUCAAAAAUAACUAGUUUUGAUCAAUUGAAGAUUUUCCCUUCGGUUAGAGAAGCCAUGAUUAAAGAAAUCAAAUCUCAAUACAAUUUAAAAGGUCCACGACAUUCUAAUAUUGAUGAAAUUGAUAUCAAACCAACUCCCGUCCAAAUUGCUGCUAUUCGGAAAAUUAACCAAACCAGGAAACUUAAAGUGCCCAAUAAAGAUUUAGAAGGUAUGGAUGAUGCUGAACGUAUUCAAUUUGAAUUACAAAAUGCUAAUGAAAUACAGAAAACUAAAGUAUUCACCGUUGCUGCUGAAACUGGAUCAGGUAAGACUUGGUCAUAUUUAGCUCCAUUAUUGAGUAAAUUAAAACUGGAUGAUAUGGAAUUCUGGAAAUCUGAUCCAGAAGGUUAUGAUAAUACGAGGAAAAAAGGUCAAUUUGUUAAAUCAGUCAUACUUUUACCGACAAAUGAAUUAGUUGAUCAAGUUUAUGAAACAUUACAACGAGCCAAUUCAUUUGAAUUGGAUCAUAAAGGUGCCCCUGGUAAUUUCACACUGUUUUUAGAAUUGCCAGAAAAUAAAACUAUGAAUAUUACUACCAUGAAAUUGGGACAAGGCGAAGCACCAGUAAGAUUAUUUCGUCAAUUAGAAACUAAAGGUCCAAUUGAUGUUUUAAUAACAACUCCUGGUAAAAUUGUUGCCUUUUCUAAAUUGGUCAAUAUCAAUCGUCCAUUUAGAGUUUUCGCUAAUGUGAAAUAUUGUGUUUUAGAUGAAGCUGAUACAUUAUUUGAUGAUUCAUUUGAGAAAAACACUACUGAUGUCAUUACUCAUUUCCCUAAAUUGCUUGAUUUAAUUUUGGUUUCAGCAACUAUCCCUAAAGUAUUUGAGAAAAAAUUAUCGAAAUUAUUUCCUGAUCAACGUUCAUUAAUUAGAGUUGCUACUCCUCUGUUACAUAAAGUUCCACGUAACAUCAAAGUAAUGACUAUUGAUGCUGAUGUUGCUCCUUAUAAUGGAUCCAAACCUAGAUGUUUAGCACAAGCUCUUUAUGCCAUAUCUAAAGAUGGAACUGAACCAGGUUACGUCAAAAGAAUUAUUGUUUUCGUCAAUGAGAAAUCUGAAGUUGAUGGGAUUGUUGAAUCAAUGAUUACAAAAUAUAAAGUAAGACCAGAAGAUAUUGUUGGAGUUUCCGGGUCGGUUAAUAUCAGAGAUCGGAAAGAUAUGUUACAACCAUUUUUACAACCGGCAGAAUUGAUUGAAAAUGAUGAUUUUGGUAGUAAAGUGAAAAUAUUGGUCACUACUGAUUUAUUAGCUCGAGGAUUAAAUUUCCAAGGAGUGAAAAAUGUCAUAUUAUUAGGAUUACCGAGAAAUUCCGUUGAUUUGGUUCAUAGAUUAGGUCGAACUGGUCGAAUGAAUCAAAAUGGAAGAGUUUUUGUCAUUGUUGAUAAAAAAUCUAAGAAAUCUUGGGUAAAAGGAUUAGGCAAUGCAAUUAUUCGAGGACUUCGAAUUGGUUAA